AUGUUUCGACAAACUGCGCGGCGCUUAGCCGUUGCGGCGGCCAAAGCUGCCGAGCCCAGCGCUUAUACUCUGGCCGUGUCCAAGGCGCAGGGCGUGGCACGAGGCCUGACUGGAGCCAUUGGCAACACGCCCCUCAUCCGCCUCAACCGCCUCUCUGAGGAAACCGGCUGCGAGAUCCUGGGCAAGGCCGAGUUCAUGAACCCGGGCGGCUCCGUCAAGGACCGCGCGGCGCUCUACGUCGUCAAAGAUGCCGAGGAGCGCGGCCUGCUCAAGCCCGGCGGCACCGUCGUCGAGGGCACGGCCGGCAACACGGGCAUCGGCCUGGCGCACGUCUGCCGGUCGCGCGGCUACAAGCUGGUGAUUUACAUGCCCAACACGCAGUCGCAGGGCAAGAUUGACCUGCUGCGGCUGCUGGGCGCCGAGGUGUAUCCCGUGCCGGCGGUGGCGUUUGACAACCCGGACAACUACAAUCACCAGGCGAGGCGCCAUGCCGAGGCGCUGGACAAUGCCGUGUGGACGAACCAGUUUGACAACACGGCCAAUCGGCGGGCGCACAUCGAGACGACGGGCCCGGAGAUUUGGACGCAGACGGGCGGUAAAGUGGAUGCGUUUACGUGCGCGACGGGCACGGCGGGCACGUUGGCGGGCACGACGCGAUAUCUCAAGGAUGUCUCGGGUGGGCGCGUCAAGAGCUUCCUCGCCGAUCCGCCGGGCAGCGUGCUGCACUCGUACAUUUCGUCGGGCGGCAAGCUGGUCGAGCGGACGGGCUCCAGCAUCACCGAGGGCAUUGGCCAGGGCCGCGUGACGGACAACCUGGCGCCGGACAUUGACCUGCUGGACGGGUCGCUGCACAUCUCGGACGAGAAGAGCAUCGAGAUGGUGUACCGGUGCCUGGACGAGGAAGGGCUGUACCUGGGCGCGAGCUCGUCGCUGAAUGUCGUGGCGGCCAAGGAGGUGGCGGAGAAGCUGGGACGGGGUCAUGUCGUGGUGACGAUGCUAUGCGAUGGGGCGUAUAGAUAUGCCGAUCGGUUGUUUUCGCGGAAGUGGCUGGAGGGGAAGAAGCUUUUGGGGGCUGUGCCGAAGCAUUUAGAAAAGUACAUUGUGCUGCCUUGAAGCGCUGCUUUUGAUAUGUUAUAUUAUACACGUAUAUAUAUAUAUAUAUAUAUAGGAUGAUACAUAUAGACUUUCAUCUUUUUUUC
Molecule: messenger RNA, 1199 nt
Organism: Trichoderma atroviride IMI 206040
Lineage: Eukaryota; Fungi; Ascomycota; Sordariomycetes; Hypocreales; Hypocreaceae
Cellular component (GO): cytoplasm
Source: RefSeq, a predicted model, not a curated record